Molecule: messenger RNA, 1068 nt
Organism: Dermacentor silvarum
Lineage: Eukaryota; Metazoa; Arthropoda; Arachnida; Ixodida; Ixodidae
Product: tigger transposable element-derived protein 4-like
Exons: 2
Coding region: 1-1068 (355 amino acids)
Cellular component (GO): nucleus
Molecular function (GO): DNA binding
Source: RefSeq, a predicted model, not a curated record
AUGUCGAUGGCGAAGAAAGCUGCUAUCGUCAAGCUCGUUGAAAGUGGCCGAUCGCGGGCAGAAGUUGCGAAAGAGUUUCAAAUUUCCAAACAGACUCUUUCGGACUACAUCAAAAAUAAGCAAAAGAUUUUGGAGGCAGCGGAAAAGUCUACUGGAUCUCGUCAGAAAAAUGUAAGCCAAGGCACCUACCCAAAGCUCGAGGAGGCCCUUCUCGUAUGGCUGAAGUCAACAGUGGCCAGCAAGGUUCCCGUCUCCGGGGGCCUCCUCAAACAAAAAGCUGAGAUGAUGGCGCUUCAAAUGAACAUUGAAGGAUUUAAGGUCAGUGACGGCUGGCUAAGAAACUUCAAGAAGCGCUUUGAUCUCAGUUUUAAAAAACUGUGCGGCGAAAGUGCAGCUGUUGACCUGAGCGUCGUUGCGAACUACCGCUCUGAAAAGCUACAGUCCCUUUUACAGGAGUACUCGCCAGAUGAUACUUUCAACUGUGACGAGACCGGACUUUUUUUAAAGCUGAUGCCAGAAAAGACUCUUGCCUUUGCUGGCGACCCUUGCCAUGGUGGCAAACACAGUAAGGAGCGAGUUACUGUACUUAUCGGUAGCAAUAUGUCAGGCACAGAAAAACUGCCGAUGCUCGUCAUCAGCAAGUCGAAAGCUCCGAGGUGCUUCAAAGGCGUGAAGUCCCUGCCUGUUUUGUACGAGGCCAACAAAAAAGCCUGGGUGUCUGGAAGUGAGCAGCUCAUCGACGACCUUCGCAUUGCAGGCAUCGAGAUUCCCUCAAAUGUCUCGUUUUCUGAGUUUGCCGGUGUGGACAGCGAGUUGGAACUGUGCGCUGGCCUCACGGAUGAAGAAAUUAUUCGCCAAGUGCUUGCGGAGUCUGAGAGCGACGACGACGACGACUUACCUGCAACAGCGCAGCUGACGCAAGCUGAGCUGAUGCAAGCGGUCGCAACUCUUUCGUCGGCUUACGGCGACUCGACGACUCUCGCCGAAAUUCAGGCGGACCUGCUCACACAGAAGCGAAGCAUGGUUCAGAAGAGGAUUAAUCACUUUUUCCACCAUCUGGCACAAUAG